Molecule: messenger RNA, 690 nt
Organism: Medioppia subpectinata
Lineage: Eukaryota; Metazoa; Arthropoda; Arachnida; Sarcoptiformes; Oppiidae
Source: the annotation of a GenBank genome assembly
GAUCUGGUGGCCAGUCGUAUAUCAUUUGGUAUGGAUGCCAAGUAUGCAGAAGCACCAUGGGCAGUUUUCCUACUGUUUAAAUUCUGGCACUACUUUGACGACAGCGCUUGUAGUGGUGUUUUAGUCGCCAAACUAUGGGUCCUAACGGCCGCCCAUUGUUUCAAAAACGAUACCACUCGACGAUUGGUUGUUAGGGCCGGUAAUACACAGGUAACGGGUCGUGAGUCCCGGGAAAUUGCCAUGGUGAUUGUGUACGAGAAAUACAACUACUCGAAUAAAACUAUUCACGACAUCGCUUUGGUUAAACUGUCGAAGCCUUUUACCGAGAUUAUUGAUAACAGACAUUACACUAUAAACCCGAUAUGUCUGCCAAACAUGAAUCGAGUGAAUGCCGGCCAAGAGUUGGCCACACUGUUUGGUUUUGGUUUAACCGAUGAAUUCACAGAAAGCCGCACCGAUUGGCUCCAGAGGGGAGACCUACUGUUACAACCCUUUUAUGAAUGUGAUUAUAGUGGUUACGGCGGUUUUUUGUGCUCACUUUAUGCUACGUCAAACCGAUCCAUACCUUGUAGUGGUGAUUCGGGUGCCGGUUUGGUCCAGUAUACCGAUAAAUAUCGGACCCGAGCUAUACUUAUUGGUAUCGUUUCGAGCGGUAAUUCCGCUUUUAGUGAGAAAGGCCCGUGUAAUAGC